Molecule: messenger RNA, 8396 nt
Organism: Epinephelus fuscoguttatus (brown-marbled grouper)
Lineage: Eukaryota; Metazoa; Chordata; Actinopteri; Perciformes; Serranidae
Gene: svila
Product: supervillin a
Exons: 42
Coding region: 495-7463 (2322 amino acids)
Biological process (GO): cytoskeleton organization; actin polymerization or depolymerization; barbed-end actin filament capping
Cellular component (GO): cytoplasm; actin cytoskeleton
Molecular function (GO): phosphatidylinositol-4,5-bisphosphate binding; actin filament binding
Source: RefSeq, a predicted model, not a curated record
UCUCUGUGCCUGUGAGGCUCAUUCUGAAGCAUGCAGGACACUCCAAUCUGUAGCAGGGAUGGGGCCUGAUUUGCUUGCCUUGGCUAAUGAGCUUAGCCCUCGCUGAGCAGCUUUGAGCCCUGCAGGACAGGUUGUUGUAAUGGGCACUGGUUAGCGGUUUGUUAAAGGAACCAGAGCGGAGGAGUGGAUCUCAGAAGGGGCAGAGCUGCAGCCACAGCUUCACCACUCCUCUGUUUGCCUACCAGGACCUCUACUUGUACCAGCACUGCGGCUGGGACGUCUCUCUCUCUACUCUCUCCCCUCCCUCUCUCCUCUGCCUCUCUCUGACGCUACCUGACUCCCCUCUCUCUCCGUCUCCGUCCGUCCCAGAGCACUGACAAACUGCUUUUGUAGCUGCAUCACCUCUCAGGCAGCUGCCCCUCUUUCUACCCAAUCCUUCCAUCUCUUUCAGUUCUUUUCUGUCUCCCCCCUCUCCCUUCGACUUUGUUGCCAAAAUGUAUCGGAACCCGUGGAUCUCGAAUUACCUGACUCAUGUCAAGUUUUGCAGCCAAGGCCUCGGGAGUGAGACCCCCAUUAAACUAAGCAACCCCAGACUGCUACAGAAGAGAGCUUUGAGCUUCCAGAAAGAAUUCUCCUUCGACGAAAAAGACGACCCAGCAAAAAGCACCAAGGAUAUAGAUGUUAGUCUCUUGGCCAAUCUCCCCAAAGUCUCUGAAUUGAGGAAACGAUUUGAAGGCAUUACAACAAGCUCAAGUGACUGGGAAAUGAACAGAAAGGAACGUAUCGCCCGGCGGCUGGAGGGCAUCGAAGGUGAGGUGCAUCCGUCUCUGCUGCCUAGCUUGGUGGCCAACCGGCUUCUUGAGGAGGACACACCACGAUACACCAGGGCCUCCGACCCCUGCGAGCCCUGUGGUGUGACACUCCAGCGGUAUGGCACGGAGGGAUUCGAAAGCCCAGAGAUGCAGCUCACGGCUCCAGAACGGCAGUCCAGAGCCCGAUGCAGACCUGACCCCCAGUCCUCCAUCCACACAGAGCCCGUCUACACUUCAAGCUCUGCUCCCAGUGCCCCAGAGCUGGAGUCCAAGGCCGAACGCAUCGCCCGCUACAAGGCGGAGCGGCGCAGGCAGCUGGCUGAGCGCUAUGGCAUCUCUUUAGAUCAGGAGCCGGAGGUGGACCAACCACCCCGCUACACUCGCACCUGGAAGGAGUCAGAAGGCUCAGAGAGGCGUCACAGAGGAGAGUCGGCAGGGGAGGACGGCAGGGAUAUCACCCUGAGCCCAAGGGCAGCACGCACAGCGCCUCAUCACGGCCACCCCGACUCAGGUUACGAGACGGGUCGAAGCAGGGCGGACUCGUUCUCAGAGAGGGAGAGGCUGAUGAACCUGGAGAAUCAACGCAGAGCUGCUCCUCCUGAGCCUCCGUCCUCGUCCUCAUACAUGGAUGUGACAUCAUUGUCCUCAGCUGCCAGGGUGCCCUCCAAGGACUACGCAGUCACAGGGAUGCCGCCCAGUUCCCCCAAGCUGAACAGGCAACCUUCCCUCUCCUCACCUAAGCAUGGUGUGUCUCCUGGGGACUUAUUCAUCGAGCAGCAGGCCCACAACAUCCUCAGCCGACAGGGAAUCAGAGUUAGAGAGAGGCUUGCCAGGGAGGAGGGUCGCCAGAGGAGCCCAGAGCUGGGAAAUGUUACAGAAGCCCCGGUGUACCGCAGACAGUUUCAACACCAGGCUCAAACCUCUACACGCCACCACACAGACCCACCAGGCCCCCACCAGGUUUACUCCCAUCCCCACCAUCACCCCCAGGCUCAGCUCACCCGAGGUGGACCACAGGGAGGACAAGAAGUCAGCGGUUACCCCAGCUACCUGUCCAUGGCCUCUGGUCCCACAUCCAGAGCUGGGCAGCAGCAGCAGGAGGAAGAGACAGAUGUGUCAGAGGAUGUGAAAACAGAGGGUCUUCUGAGGAGCAGGAAAGCAGUGUUGCCUUCUGAGAUCCGCCGCAGGGAGAAGAGCACUGAGGACCCACGGAGAGGAAGAGGAGAAGAGGAUCUAGGGAUGUCCAGGGCACUGAGUCUCAGCCAGGCAAGGGAGGCUGAGGCAGAGGAUCCUGCAAGAGGAGGACACCGAGGCAGAGCCAGGUGGGACGACACAGAGCACACCUCCCGUCUGCAAGCAUCAGAGAGCAGGCACAGAGAGCGGGACACUGCCAUCUAUAUCCAAAAAGGGAUGGCUGCCACCCACGUCCAGCCCAGAGCGCCACAUGCAGGCCAAGGAAGCGCCACCUCUAGCACAGCCCUGAGCCGCUUGGUGUCAGACGCUGGGGCAGGUCAACGGAACCUGCAGCACCAGACCCACGACCCCAGAGAGGUCAGGGAGGGUGACGGCUUUGGUAACAGAGAGAGUCACCAGGACAGCCGGGUGUCUGUGGCCCAGCUCAGACACUCCUACAUGGAGAGCACCACCACUCCUCCGACCAGCCGCAGGAACGAGCUUGAGCUUGAAGGGGACGGGGCGCUCGCAGGCUACGAGGCCCCAAGGAGAGGGGAGAGGGACAGGGGGCGCAGGCCCCGGCAGUAUAUCUAUCCCGGGGAGAGUAGAAAGACCUCAGAGAGGUUUAGGACGCAGCCCAUCACUUCUGCUGAGCGCCAGGAGACUGAUAGGUCCUGUGUGAGUUCAGAUCUUGCCACUGCUGAAGCUGAUGAAGAGAAGCUCGAUGAACGGGCCAAGCUGAGCGUAGCAGCCAAGCGCUCUCUCUUCAGGGAACUGGAGAAAAGCAUUGAUGGCGGAGCUCCUAAACUUCGCUCCAGGAAUGCAGCGGUGGACAGGAGACUAAGACGGACACAAGACCGAUCCAGAACUCAGCCUGUCACCACUGAGGAGGUCGUCAUCGCUGCUACCGUCCCCUCUCACGUGCCACACACGGUGACUGUGCACACUGCUGUGGCACGCGUCCCUAGCCCCACCCUAGUUUGCAGCACUGUCCCGCCAUACAGCCUGCAGGCAUCCUCGCAGCAGAGCGCAGCCGCCCGGGAUCAGGCGCAGGAGACACGAAGGCAGCGGGAGGCCCAGCAGGUAAAGGAGGUCCGGCAGAUGCAGGAGACCCGGGAGGUCCAGAGCUCUAAGCCCGUGUCCACAGUGGAGGGCAAAGACCAGAGCCAGGGUCAGGGGGGUCAGGAUGAGCCUGACCUCUGCACCCUCAGCCUGGCAGAAAAGAUGGCUCUGUUCAACAGACUGGCUCAGCCCCCCAUCAGGGUCACCCGCACCAGAGGGGACACACGCCAGCGCAGGGCCAACGCUCGCUACCAGACACAACCCAUCACACUGGGAGAUAUGGAGCAGGAGCCUUCAGACAUAGACUUCAGGGAUGAACAGGAGCUGUGUGACAGCCCAGUAGAGCACCUACAACUUCAAAACGGCACAGGCUCUCGCUACGGAGAUCCCCCAACUUCAUCAUCUCCCUCCGCUCUGAGAGAAGGCACCGUCUCCACGGACCACGCCGGAGACAUCCACAUAACCCGAGCUCCCAGCUCUGACAGGGCUCUGCCCCCUCGCCACCCAGACGGCCCCGCCUGGAGGUCCCUGGGAGAAGACGCAGCAGAUCUGGGAGGAGGGAAGAGGAAGCUGCCCUCUCCUGAAGCAGCGGUCAGACAGGCCGCUCUGCCCCAGCCACAGACUGGGAGAGAGAGGAGGGAGGUGGUGGAGGAGGAGGAGGGGCAGCAGUGGCAGACCAGGGGGUGGGGAGACAAAGCGGUGCAGAGCUCAGAGAGGCACAUGCUCCAGGAGAGGCAGGAGGACGGACACUGCCGGGACAGCCAGAGGAGCAGGGCCAUCAGUGGAGAGCUGCAGGAGUCUAAUGUGGUAACAUCCAGAGCAGCGGCUGGUUCGGCGGAUGCACACACAGACGGCCUGGUUCAGUUUGAGGACGACGAGGAGAUGAGCGACGCGAUGAUGGCCAGACACAUGUCCAUCAGAGAGAGAGUGGCCUUGUUGAAGAAGAGCGGCGAGGAUGACUGGAGGAACAGGAUCAAUAAGAAGCAGGAUGUGGCGAAGGUUGCCGUCGGCGAGCAGCACGCUCAGCUGUGGGAGGUGGAGCAGAGCUUCAAGAAGAAGGACGAUGAAGCACUGAUGAUGAUCGAUGAGUUUGCAGUGUCCGACCAGCUCUGGGAGCCAGUCUUUGCCUCUACUUUCUCUCCCGAGCCUCCUCUCCUUUCUCCUUCCCCUGAUGAGUCAGCCAGCCAGACCACCAGAUCUCCCAGACCCAUGCAGGUGGAUGAGAGACACCCCUGGAGACGGAAGAGGAUAGCUGAGGCUGAGAUGGAGAGCCAGGGCAUGGAUGCCCACAUGUCCAUCCAGGAGAGGAAACAGCUGAUAGUAGCCCAAGAGGAGGCGUGGAAGACGAAAGGACACGGAGCCGCCAACGACUCCACCCAGUUCACCGUGGCUGCACGAAUGGUGAAGAAAGGGUUGGCCUCCCCCGCAGCCCUCCAGUCUCCAGUGUCCUCCAAACCCAAGAUCAGCAGCGUGGCCAUCUCCAAACCACAGGAAGAGAUCAAGGCCGUACCAGAGCUGAACCUGGAGUCUGACCUGAAGCUGGAUAAACUGGAGUCAUUCCUCGGCAAGCUCAACAGUAAAGUGUGCGGACUGCCAGAAGCGACCAUCACAGUCACACAGAAGAAGGUAAAGGAAGUAAUGACCCUCGAAGAUGAAACGUUUUCCAAGUUCUACCGCCAAAUGGAGGAGCUCCCCGCCACCACCAACAAGGUGGAGAUAGACGAAGACUUUGACGCCAUCUUCGGUCCCCAGGUGCCAAAGCUGACCUCGGAGAUGGUGCAGCACAAGCGAGCAGUGCGCCCGGCGCGUAACGUCCAGUCGUCUAGAAACCCUCUGAAGAUGCUGGCUGCCAGGGAGGACAUCAGACACGAGUACACGGAGCAGAGGCUCAACAUCGGCCUGCUGGAGAGCAAGAGGAUGAAGGCUGAGAAGAUGAAUAAGAACUCUGGUUUCUCUGACGUGGCUCUGGCUGGCCUGGCGAGCAAGGAGAACUUCAGCAACGUCAACCUGCGCAGCGUCAACAUCUCCGAGCAGAUGUCCAACAACAGCGCCGUGCCGUACAAGAAACUCAUGCUUCUACAGGUCAAAGGCCGACGGCACGUCCAGACCAGGCUGGUGGAGCCCAGAGCGUCCUCCCUCAACAGCGGCGAUUGCUUCCUGCUCAUCACGCCGCAUCACUGCUUCGUCUGGACCGGAGAGUUUGCCAACGUCAUCGAAAAGAACAAAGCGUCAGAGUUAGCAAACUUCAUCCAGAGAAAGAGGGAUUUGGGUUGCCGAGCGAACUACGUCCAGGUCAUCGAGGAGGGCGUCGGCACGAACAGCCACGCAGCCAAGGAUUUCUGGAAGAUUCUGGGAGGGCAGUCGAGCUAUCAGUCUGCAGGAACUCCAGAUGAGGACGAGCUGUACGAGGGAGCCAUCGUGGAGACAAACUGUAUUUACCGCCUGAUGGAUGACAAACUGGUCCCAGAUGAUGAUUUCUGGGCCAAGGUGCCCCGUUGUUCCCUGCUCGACCCCAAGGAGGUGUUAGUGUUUGACUUUGGCAGCGAGAUGUACAUAUGGCAUGGAAAGGAAGUGACGCUGGCACAGAGGAAGGUGGCCUUCCAGCUGGCCAAGCACCUGUGGAAUGGCACCUUCGACUACACAAACUGUGACAUCAACCCGCUCGACCCCGGAGAGUGCAACCCACUCAUACCCAAGAAAGGUCAGGGCCGACCUGACUGGGCGGUGUUCGGCAGACUGACUCAACACAACGAAACCACCCUGUUCAAAGAGAAGUUCCUGGACUGGAGCGAAUCGAGGAAAUCACCCAGUCCCACAAAAAACAACGACCUCAUCGCCGAUCAAAAGGAGCAGCCCACAUCCGAUCAGCCCCAUGUGUACAACGCCUCCCUGAUGCUGCCCGUCAAUCAGGCGCCCAUCUGCACCAAACUGGACGGGUUUAACGUGGGGCGGGGCUACGGCCUGGUGGAGGCGGAGGAGUGGCGGAGCUACGAGAUCACCACGCUGGGGGUGGAGGUGUGGCACAUCCUGGAGUUCGACUACAGCCGCCUGCCGCGCCAGAGCAUCGGGCAGUUUCACGAGGGCGACACGUACGUGAUGAAGUGGAAGUACAUGGUCAGCACUGCAGUUGGAAGGAGACAGAACCCGGAGCAGCAGAAGACGGCGGGGGCGGGGAAGGAGAAGUGCUGCUACUUCUUCUGGCAGGGCCGCAACUCCACCGUCAGCGAGAAAGGAACAUCUGCACUGAUGACGGUGGAGCUGGACGAGGAGCGGGGAGCACAGGUUCAGGUGCAGCAGGGUAAAGAGCCGCCAUGUUUUCUGCAGUGCUUCAAAGGAGGGAUGGUCAUCCACUCAGGGAGGAGAGAAGAGGAGGAGGAGAACUCCCAGAAUGACUGGCGCCUGUACUGUGUGCGAGGGGAGGUGGAGGUGGAGGGCCACCUGCUGGAGGUGGCCUGUCACUGCAGCAGCCUGCGCUCCAGGGUCUCGAUGGUGCUGCUGAGUGUCAGCCAGGCCCUCAUCUACCUGUGGCACGGCUGCAAGUCUCAGGCACACACGCGGGAGGUGGCACGCACCGCCGCCAACAAAAUCAAAGAACACUGUCCUCUGGAAACAGGCCUCCACAGCAGCAGCAAGGUGACCAUCCGGGAAUGUGACGAGGGAGCCGAGCCCUCAGGAUUCUGGGAACCUCUCAGCAGGAGGGACAGGAAAGCGUACGACUGCAUGCUGCAAGACCCAGGGAGGUUUAACUUCUCGCCACGUCUGUACCAGCUGAGCAGCAGCUCGGGGGAGUUUGCAGCUGUGGAGUUCCUGUUCCCUGCCAGAAACCCUAAGGAGGUCAACUCUAUGCCUUUCCUGCAGGAGGACCUUUAUGCAGCUUCUCAGCCAGCCCUGUUCCUGGUGGACAACCACCACGAGGUGUAUCUGUGGCAGGGCUGGUGGCCUCAGGACAGCGAAAGCACCGGCUCAGCCCGGAUCCGCUGGGACUCGGACAGGAAGUGCGCCAUGGAGACGGUGCUGCAGUACUGUAAAGAGAAGAAUGGGAAGAAGCCUCCCAAAGCGUAUCUGAUCCACGCUGGUCUAGAGCCGCUCACCUUCACCAACAUGUUCCCCAGCUGGGAGCACAGAGAGGACAUCGCUGAGAUCACUGAGAGGGAGGCAGAGGUGUGUAACCAGAUUAUUCUAGUGGAGGACGUGUUGGCCAGGCUGUGUAAGACCACAUACCCGCUGGCAGAGCUUCUGGCCCGGCCACUUCCUGAGGGCGUGGACCCGCUUCGCCUGGAGGUCUACCUGUCUGAUGAGGACUUUGAGGGUGUAGGGGAUAAUGGGAAGAAAGCCCUGGAGAUGAGCAGAGAGGAGUACGGGGGUUUGCCCGGAUGGAAGCAGGUGAACUUGAAGAAAGCCAAGGGACUUUUCUGAGUGGUUGAAACAGAGCUCUGACCUGAGGACACCAGGAUGUUGUUUGUCUCCUCUUCUGUUUACGUGUGGACACAGCAGAGGCUCAGGGGCCGCCUCUCCUGAGUCAACCCUUCGAUGGAGGGUUGAGGAGUGAUGAAGGUAUGGAAAAGGUGAUCAGUGGACGAGAGGUGUGCCAGCUUCUUGUGCUGCGGAUUUCCCUCCCAUCUGCUUUUUGUGUUGGUAUUGUGGUCGUGUGAGUAGGAGCAAACGUAGGCGAAUGCACUUCUGAGUGAAUGUGUUCUUUAAAAUCACUCUGGAAACUUGGAGUUUCAGAUGACGUCCAUGAGCACGGAGUGCUGGUGGAAGAACUUUACUGAAUUUAAUGUUAAUGUACAUAUGUACCAUACGCACAACAGCCCAGUGCCCUUACAUUGCAGCCAUGUGUCAGAGUGGGAGCAGGCCUGUCAACCUGCUCCACACACUCCACAUCACACUCUGCUAUUCUUGUAUGUAUGUUUGUGCAUUACAGAUAAUUUAUAUUUAUCAAAUCCACAUAGGAAUUUUUUAAAAAGCAGCGUCAUGAAUAUUCACCAAGCUAAAACCGAUUGAAUGAGCUGUGUAAUUAAUGUGGAGGAGGUCUGUGUCAUAUGUUGAUAGAUAGUGGAUAUUACAGAACUCUCCCUCGCUGUACAGAUCACCAUUUGCCAUUUACAAAUCAAGCGAUGCAGCUGCGUUGAAAUGCAUCGAGUGUCAUUAUUGUUUCAGGCAGAGAAAAAAGGACACAGGCUGGAUGCACGGCGAGGACAGUGACGAUGAAAUGUAUUUGAUUUUUCAACCCUACAGUGUAUAGUGCCUUGCUUUUGUGUACAGUUUAUAUACAGAUCCUAGUCUGCAUUUUGAAGACUUUUUUUGUGAUAUAAAGAAAUAUUAGAGAAAUAAACUCUGAAUGUUGGA